Phytophthora nicotianae INRA-310 is the source of this 507-nucleotide messenger RNA. RefSeq lists its product as hypothetical. The record is from RefSeq and is a predicted model, not a curated record. Bases 1 to 507 code for a protein of 168 amino acids. NCBI's taxonomy places the organism in Eukaryota, Oomycota, Peronosporomycetes, Peronosporales, Peronosporaceae. The transcript has a single exon.
AUGGCCACCCCUGGACACGACUUCGGCUCCGCCCCCGCUCCACCCACCUCCGCGACUGAGUUUUUUGAAUGGUGCCAGCAGCACCUAAAGCAGCGUGGGUGGGGCCGCCUCGAUCGAGAGGCCGCCCGAUUUUUAAGGUCGUGGGGCUUUAUUCAACGAAGCUCGUCACCCGACGUUGGAGGCGCCAUACGGCGUCUUCUUGACGCCGUACCGCAAGCCCGCAUCACUAAGCCCCGUCUCAUUGAUGCUGCACGUCAAGGCGAUGAUGCGGGCGAAGCGGAAUGGGUUCUACCAGCUGGAGUGAGCUUAACAGCCCAGCCGACCUACCAGAUGCAGACGAUUCUCGACGACCGCCGCGAGAACGGAAGGGUCCUAUUCCUAACCGCAUGGGAGCCAACAUGGGAGCCGGCAGCAAACCUUCCCUCCGGCGAACUCCGUAAGUAUCGGCAGCGCAAGCGACGUAAGGUAGAGAGGGCCUACAUUGAAGCUGAAGCAAAAGAAGAAUAA